CUUUAUUCUUCAUCGAAUUAUCAAGGAUCUCUGUCUCUCUUAUGAGCUUUGGGUUCCGAAGAAGAAGAAGAUGGAUCUCUCUUCUCAACGACAAUCCCCAAAUGUGUCAACAGGUGUUCGGCUUCAAGCUCCAUUGGUGGACUCUGUUUCUUGCUACUGCAGAGUAGAUUCAAGUCUCAAGACCGUUGUAGAAGCAAGAAAGUUCGUUCCUGGCUCAAAGCUCUGUAUCCAACCUAACAUCAACCCCAAUGCUCACCGUCGCAGCAAGAACAACCCUAAGCAAGAAAGAACAAGAAUCCAACCUCCUCUCCUCCCUGGCCUCCCUGACGACCUAGCCAUCGCUUGUCUCAUCCGUGUCCCACGUGCAGAACAUAGGAAACUCAGGCUUGUCUGUAAGAGCUGGUACAGGCUUGCUUCUGGCAACUUUUAUUACUCGGAAAGGAAGCUAAUUGGGAUGUCUGAAGAAUGGGUUUACGUUUUCAAAAAAGACCGUGAUGGAAAGAUCUCUUGGACCACUUUUGAUCUUGUCUCUCACCAUCCACACCCUCUUCCACCUCUUCCUAGAGAGAAUGACAUGAGCAUGAGUCUGGUUGAUGUUUUGAAUCAUGAUAAGAACAACACUCGGAUAUGGGAGAACAUUGCGGUGAAAGGACAGUCUAAGAGCGUUCUCAGUAAUAUAUGGUCGAGUAUAGCAGGAAGAGCUGUGAAAAGUCAUAUUGUGCAUUGUCAAGUGCUUCAAGCCUGA
Molecule: messenger RNA, 745 nt
Organism: Eruca vesicaria subsp. sativa (arugula)
Lineage: Eukaryota; Viridiplantae; Streptophyta; Magnoliopsida; Brassicales; Brassicaceae
Source: the annotation of a GenBank genome assembly